CAAAAGGGGUACAGGACAGGAUUGGUAAAUUAUAUUGGAAGAUACACGAGGAUUAUCUCUAUAUAUUUGAGGUCACGGAAGGCAAGAUGAUUGAGAUAACGGAUGAAAAUUGCGAGAAGAUUGAAAGAUUCUUAAAAAAGUAUCGAUCCUAUUCAUUCUAUGAGGGAUAUAAUUUGAAGAUACUGAAAUUAUUGGAGUCGACUCAAAUCAGGAUGGAUCCCAAUAGACAAAAUGAUCACCAAUUGAGAUGUCAGAUGAGACAUCAGAGAAUGUUACAAAGAUUGAGAAGAAGGUAUCAGAGAUUAUCUCGUGAAUUGGAAAUGAAAGCACAUGUUGGAUUACGAGAGCUUCGUGAGUAUGAAUAUGAUUUGGGAGUAAUGCAAAAGAUGUUGCAAGCAUCACAGAGGGAGUUGCAAGAGUUUGAGAAUACAUUGGUGGGAGAACUUGAAAGGAGUGAGACGGAGCUCAAGAAAUAUCACAUGACGCAAAUGUUAAAGUUAUGUUUAUACGUUUUUGUUAUUAUCUUUUUAUGUUUGGUAAAGUAUUGUAAGGAUAAUAUGAGUUUAGCAAACUUUUGA
Acaulospora colombiana is the source of this 578-nucleotide messenger RNA. NCBI's taxonomy places the organism in Eukaryota, Fungi, Glomeromycota, Glomeromycetes, Diversisporales, Acaulosporaceae. The record is from the annotation of a GenBank genome assembly.